This is a messenger RNA of Brassica napus (rape), 1339 nucleotides long. RefSeq lists its product as uncharacterized. Lineage: Eukaryota; Viridiplantae; Streptophyta; Magnoliopsida; Brassicales; Brassicaceae. The transcript has a single exon. The record is from RefSeq and is a predicted model, not a curated record. Bases 691 to 1293 code for a protein of 200 amino acids.
GGUUAGAGGGCUUUAACUCCACCUUAUGGGUUAAAAUACAGAUGUGAAAAUGAGCCGUUAUAUGGGCCAACACAAGCAUGUCUCUUUGGACGUAGGCUUUUGGGUUAAAUCCUCGUGCACAAAGUUACACCUUACAUUCCAACAUGGCAACAGAAUUUUUAAUACUUCUUCUGGUGUAGUCAGUGAUUUUGUGACAAAAUCCAAAUUAAAUUUUGGUGGGUCCAGUUAAAAGAUUUGGAGUUUGAUUCUUGAUAAGAUUUUGGACAUAGAAGAUCAAAACUUGCUUCACUUCCAUAAUAUUAUAAAAGAUCAUCGUAUAAACACAACACAACGGUUAAUUUUUAUUGGAGCAAUGAGGAUAUGCACCAAGUCAUGAUCUAGUCCACCCAUGUAUUAUAAAACCCCUUUGAGUUAUAUUUAAUAUGAAUACACUGUCUAUUACUAUACUUUAAAGCUAAAGUAAGUGACAAAGUGUUGUCCUUUGGAAUUCUACAAUGGAUAAAUCUAGGACCACUUACUAAGAUCUCGAAUCAUACAAACUACCACUAAGAAACUCAAAAGUCAUGUGAAACUAAAAGAAAAUUAUGGUCACCUUCCAUCAUAGGGUUAUAUAAAUACAAGUCUUUGUUCCAUCAACAUAUCCAUCAACAAAACUUCAUCUUUUAUUCUUAAUUUUGUAAGAAAGAAAAAAUGGGUGUUAUGGGGAAGAAACUUAGUUCACUAAAAUGCGAAGUGAGAGUAAUAGAAGCAAGAAACGUGGAGAUCAAGUCACAAGCUAGUACUCUGUUCGUUAGAUUCUAUCUCUCUGCAGGACACAACAGAAAGAUAGAAGUAAACACAAGAGAGCUCUGUCAGAAAUCAGAAAAUCUCGUAUGGGAUCAAUCUUUUGGUCUAGAGUGUCAAGGCAACGAAGCAGCAGUCGAGGAGUUAAAGCAACAAAGAGUCAUUUUCGAGUUAAGGAGGAGGAAAACAGCUUCUUUUCUGAGGAAGUCAUCGAGAUCAGAGGUUGUAGGGAGAGGAGAGAUCUCAUGGGAAUCGGUUUUCGAGUCACGGGGCAUGGAGAUGGAGAGAUUUGUAGUGAUGAGUGAAUCGAAAACUCUGGUGUUUGGAGAUGAUAGCCCUGUCUUGCUGAAGAUAGGUUUAAAAGUCCAAGCUUUAGAGAUGGAGAAGAAGAUGUUGAUCAACAAGAAAGAGAAGCUUUGUGCAUGUUGUAGUAGUAGUAGAGACUGUAAAAGCUGUAGUUGCUUAGAUUACGAAGCUUUUGCUUUAGCUUGUGCUCUAGAUUGUAUUUAAGAAAACAGAUUUUGAUUCAAAUCAACAAACUCAAAUAGCAUUGAUA